Molecule: messenger RNA, 1442 nt
Organism: Pongo pygmaeus (Bornean orangutan)
Lineage: Eukaryota; Metazoa; Chordata; Mammalia; Primates; Hominidae
Gene: STAP2
Product: signal transducing adaptor family member 2
Exons: 13
Coding region: 120-1352 (410 amino acids)
Molecular function (GO): signaling adaptor activity
Source: RefSeq, a predicted model, not a curated record
CAGGGGAGGGAGUUGACAGGCUGACAGAGGAAACUCCCCUGAAACCUGUUUCUCAGCUUCCCGGCCCAGCUGGGACACCCACUGGAAGGAGAGGCCAGGCGGAAGACCCUGGCCCCAUCAUGGCCUCUGCCCUGAGGCCACCCCGUGUCCCCAAGCCUAAGGGUGUCCUGCCUUCACACUACUAUGAGAGCUUUCUAGAGAAGAAGGGGCCCUGUGACCGGGACUACAAGAAGUUCUGGGCAGGCCUCCAGGGUCUCACCAUUUAUUUCUACAAUAGCAAUCGGGACUUCCAGCACGUGGAGAAGCUCAACCUGGGAGCAUUUGAGAAACUCAAAGAUGAGAUUCCCCGGGGAAGCUCACAUGACCCUGGCACCCACUUCAGCCUGAUCCUCCGGAAUCAGGAGAUCAAGUUCAAGGUAGAGACCUUGGAGUGUCGGGAAAUGUGGAAAGGCUUCAUCUUAACGGUGGUGGAGCUCCGUGUCCCGACCGACUUGACCCUGCUUCCUGGGCACCUAUACAUGAUGUCUGAAGUCUUGGCCAAAGAGGAGGCGCGCCGUGCACUGGAGACACCCUCGUGCUUCCUGAAGGUGAGCCGGCUGGAGGCACAACUGCUCCUGGAGCGCUACCCCGAGUGCGGGAACCUGCUGCUGCGGCCCAGCGGGGACGGCGCUGACGGCGUGUCGGUCACCACGCGGCAGAUGCACAAUGGGACGCACGUGGUCCGGCAUUACAAGGUGAAGCGGGAGGGCCCCAAGUACGUGAUCGAUGUGGAAGAGCCGUUCUCUUGCACCUCCCUGGACGCCGUGGUCAACUAUUUCGUGUCGCACACCAAAAAGGCGCUGGUGCCAUUCCUGUUAGACGAGGACUACGAGAAGGUGCUAGGCUACGUGGAAGCCGAUAAGGAGAAUGGCGAGAAUGUGUGGGUGGCGCCCUCCGCCCCGGGCCCAGGUCCUGCACCCUGCACAGGUGGCCCCAAGCCGCUGUCACCUGCGUCUGUGCCUGUGUCCAGCCAGGACAAGCUGCCCAUGUUACCCCCACUGCCCCCACUACCGAACCAGGAAGAGAACUACGUGACCCCCAUUGGAGAUGCCCCAGCUGUUGACUAUGAGAACCAAGACGUGGCUUCCUCUAGUCGGCCAGUCAUCCUGAAGCCAAAGAAGUUGCCAAAGCCUCCUGCCAAGCUUCCAAAGCCACCCGUUGGACCCAAGCCAGAGCCCAAAGUCUUUAAUGGUGGCUUGGCCAGGAAGCUGCCAGUCAGUUCAGCCCAGCCUCUCUUCCCCACAGCCGGGCUGGCAGACAUGACGGCAGAGCUACAGAAGAAGCUGGAGAAGAGGCGGGCACUGGAGCACUGAUUCGGACACACCAGGGACCAGCGGGCCAGUCCCAGGGCAUGGCCCAGCGGUCAGAUUCUUUUUCCCAGGAUUAAAACUCUGACCCCAGGA